AUGAGGGGGAGUGAACCUGGGGGAAACCUGAGCAAAAUGCCACCAGAGCUCAUCUGCCUCUUCCUGUGCACUCUGAGCGCUCCAAAUCUCUCAGGAGGAGAUGCUUUGUUGCCAGCACCUCAUAGUAUCUCCAUUCUUUCAACCAACAUGAAACACUUCUUAACUUGGAGUCCUGUGAUCGUCCAGGGAGCAACUGUGAGAUACUCAGUUGAGUUUCAAGGGGAAUACGAGCGGGAAUACGCCAACGGGAGCUGGAUCCCCAUCUCGGAGUGCUCCCUCACCACAGCCACCAUCUGCAACCUCACUGAGGACAUCUCAGCCUCUGUGGCCUACAAGCUGCGUGUCAGGGCAGAGCUCGGUGCCACCAAGUCACAGUGGGGCACCACCAAAGGCUUCUUCAACCGCGCCAUGACUUCCCUGACCCCUCCCCAGCUGAGGGCCGUGGCAGACGGGCACCAUUUGCUGGUGGAGCUGGCAGACAUGGGACCCUCCUUCCAGUUCCGGGUGCUCUACUGGAGGAAGGGCCAGGAGAGCAGGGUGCAGCAGAAGGUGCUGAAGGAGGUGAGCUCCGUGGUUCACCUGGACACCAUGGAGGCAGGAGCUGAGUACUGUGUGAAGGCUCAGACUCACGUGCAGGCCAUCAACAGGAGCAGCAGCUUCAGCCCCACGCAGUGUGUGAGGGCUCAGGGUGACACAUCCAUGUGGCUGGUUACUGCCCUCAUCUCCUCUGCUGGCUUUGCUGUGGCAGUUUUUACCCUGCCUCUCCUUAUCUGGAAAAUAAGUAAAAUCUGCCAAUAUUCCUGCUGCCCUGCUGCUGCCCUGCCAGACACACUGGAGGAAUCAGAGCCCCCCACCCAGCUGAUCCUGCGGGGCAGUGAAGAAGCUGAGCAAUGUGACUUGAUGGUGGUUGUGAUGCCCUCAGAAGAAGUUCUGCAGCUGUGGAUUCAAAAAGCUCUUUAG
This is a messenger RNA of Agelaius phoeniceus (red-winged blackbird), 960 nucleotides long. The record is from RefSeq and is a predicted model, not a curated record. NCBI's taxonomy places the organism in Eukaryota, Metazoa, Chordata, Aves, Passeriformes, Icteridae.